Messenger RNA from Arachis duranensis, 1626 nucleotides. Its product is annotated as probable zinc transporter 8. Gene Ontology annotation, cellular component: plasma membrane. The coding region runs from base 332 to 1450 and encodes 372 amino acids. The record is from RefSeq and is a predicted model, not a curated record. The transcript is spliced from 3 exons. Gene Ontology annotation, biological process: zinc ion transmembrane transport. Gene Ontology annotation, molecular function: zinc ion transmembrane transporter activity. NCBI's taxonomy places the organism in Eukaryota, Viridiplantae, Streptophyta, Magnoliopsida, Fabales, Fabaceae.
UUUUUAAGAAGUCUAAACGUGCUAUUUCUUUUCCAACGUGUUAAACACACUCAUUGUCAAGAAGAGUGAAGAAAGUAACGUGUUUACUAUUCACACGCCUACAAAUCAACCUCACUCCUAAAAAUUUGGUCAAAAUACUCCUCAAAGUCUCAAUACAACAAGAGAUACACUAACCCGUUGCAAUUUCUCCAUCAAGUCAUUAGAGUAAUUCCCACUUUUUAAACCUAGACUCACAAAUUGGUCAAUCUAAAGUUUCGCCAAACCAAAGCACUAUAUAAACAGCCAUAACAACUCAUAAUUUCUCUCAACUCUCAUUCUCUCCCUUACAAUCAUGGCUACUACACCAAUGAAUUCAAACCUCCUCUACAAGAUUAUUAUUGUUAUUUCCUUCCUUGCAAUCACAACUUGCCCGGUUGCCUCAGCCGAGGAAUGUGCCUCGAACCACCAAGGAGCAUGUCACAACCGGAGCGAGGCGCUCAAGUAUAAGAUAAUAGCAAUACUUGCAAUUCUAGUGAUGAGCAUGAUCGGCGUAUCGCUGCCGAUGCUCUCACGCGUUGUGCCCGCGAUUCACCCAGACCGUGACCUUUUUGUGCUAGUGAAGGCCUUUUCCUCCGGUGUCAUCCUCGCCACCGGUUACAUGCACGUAUUGCCGGACUCAUUCAGUGACCUCAUGUCGGACUGCUUGCCGGAAAAACCGUGGCACAAGUUCCCAUUCACUACAUUCAUCGCCAUGUUUUCUGCUGUUUUCACCCUCAUGGUGGACUCUUUCUCCAACUGUUUCUUUAAGAAGAGAAUCCUUGCUUCUUCUUCUACUACUACUGGUGAUUUUUCCGAGAAGAACAUUGAAGUUGAUGGUGGUUGCCGCAAUGAAGUGAAUAAAGAAUUGGAAUUGCUUAGUCACAGUCACACUCACGGUGAUGAGAUUGAACACGGAAAUGGAAACACGAAAGUUGUGAGUGGGGAACAGUUGCUUCGCUAUCGUGUUAUUGCUCAGGUGUUGGAGCUAGGGAUUGUGGUGCACUCGGUGGUGAUUGGUUUGUCAAUGGGAGCUUCGGAUAAUCCAUGCACAAUUAGGCCUCUCAUUGCAGCACUUUGCUUUCAUCAAUUCUUUGAGGGAAUGGGCUUAGGAGGCUGCAUACUUCAGGCAGAAUAUGGGAUGAUGAUAAAGGGCACUAUGGCCUUCUUCUUUUCGGUGACAACUCCAUUUGGAAUUGCAUUGGGGAUAGCUUUGUCGAAGGUGUAUAGUGAAACAAGUCCAACCUCACUCAUAGUUGAAGGUGUUUUGAAUGCUGUGUCUGCAGGGCUUCUCAAUUACAUGGCAUUGGUAGAGUUAUUGGCCACUGAUUUUAUGGGCUCAAAACUUCAAAGUAAAGUGAAACUUCAAAUGUGUGCAUAUCUUUUUGUUAUGCUGGGAGCAGGAGGAAUGUCAGUCAUGGCAAUAUGGGCAUAGAGAAAAAAGAAAUGUUGUAAGAAAGAAUAAAGUAGAAUUUUUAGGGUGGGAUUGCUUUUUACUUUUUUUUUUUUUUUUCUCACAUGCAUGCCUUGGUUAGUUUUUCAAGCCCCUGAGAUCUAGUUUAGAAAGACCUAAUAGAUGUUAGCUCCAUGCUCGAACUCAAGAUUUUAUGU